Molecule: messenger RNA, 3465 nt
Organism: Sorex fumeus (smoky shrew)
Lineage: Eukaryota; Metazoa; Chordata; Mammalia; Eulipotyphla; Soricidae
Gene: KCNH1
Product: potassium voltage-gated channel subfamily H member 1
Exons: 11
Coding region: 104-3073 (989 amino acids)
Biological process (GO): regulation of membrane potential; potassium ion transmembrane transport
Cellular component (GO): membrane
Molecular function (GO): delayed rectifier potassium channel activity
Source: RefSeq, a predicted model, not a curated record
GGCGCGGCGGCCGGAGGCGGCGGCGGGCCCGGGCGGAGGAGCGGGGGGCGCAUGGGGCGCGAGCAGCCGGCAGCGCCCAGCGCCCGGGAGCCCCGCCGCGACCAUGACGGUGGCCGGGGGCCGGCGGGGGCUCGUGGCCCCGCAGAACACGUUCCUGGAGAACAUCGUGCGCCGCUCCAACGACACAAACUUUGUGCUGGGGAACGCGCAGAUAGUGGACUGGCCCAUCGUGUACAGCAAUGACGGCUUCUGCAAGCUUUCGGGUUACCAUCGCGCCGAGGUGAUGCAGAGGAGCAGCGCUUGCAGCUUCAUGUACGGGGAACUCACAGACAAGGACACCGUGGAGAAGGUGCGGCGGACGUUCGAGAACUAUGAGAUGAAUUCCUUUGAGAUCCUCAUGUACAAGAAGAACAGGACCCCUGUGUGGUUCUUUGUGAAAAUUGCCCCAAUUCGCAAUGAGCAGGACAAAGUGGUCUUAUUUCUCUGCACGUUCAGUGACAUCACGGCAUUCAAGCAGCCCAUCGAGGACGACUCAUGCAAAGGCUGGGGGAAGUUUGCCCGGCUGACCAGAGCGCUGACUAGCAGCCGGGGCGUCCUGCAGCAGCUGGCGCCGAGCGUGCAGCGGGGAGAGAAUGUGCACAAACACUCCCGCCUGGCCGAGGUGCUGCAGCUGGGCUCCGACAUCCUCCCCCAGUACAAGCAGGAGGCGCCCAAGACUCCGCCCCACAUCAUCCUGCACUACUGCGUGUUCAAGACCACGUGGGACUGGGUCAUCCUCAUCCUCACCUUCUACACGGCCAUCCUGGUCCCUUACAACGUCUCCUUCAAGACCAGGCAGAACAACGUGGCCUGGCUGGUGGUGGACAGCAUCGUGGAUGUCAUCUUCCUGGUGGAUAUUGUGCUUAACUUCCACACCACCUUUGUGGGGCCAGCGGGGGAGGUCAUCUCUGACCCCAAGCUCAUCCGCAUGAACUACCUGAAGACGUGGUUUGUCAUCGACCUCCUGUCCUGCCUGCCCUACGAUGUCAUCAAUGCCUUCGAGAAUGUGGACGAGGUUAGUGGCUCUGUGGGUGGCCUCGGGAAGAGUGGCUUUGCUGAGCAGACCCCGACACCCCUGGAGGGGAGAGAAAGCCAGGGCAUCAGCAGCCUGUUCAGUUCCCUGAAGGUGGUGCGACUGCUCCGGCUGGGCCGCGUGGCCCGGAAGUUGGACCACUACAUUGAGUACGGGGCAGCUGUCCUGGUACUGCUGGUGUGUGUGUUCGGGCUGGCCGCGCACUGGAUGGCCUGCAUCUGGUACAGCAUCGGCGACUAUGAGAUUUUCGAUGAGGACACCAAGACCAUCCGCAACAACAGCUGGCUCUACCAGCUGGCUCUGGACAUCGGCAGCCCCUACCAGUUCAAUGGGUCGGGCUCCGGGAAGUGGGAAGGUGGGCCGAGCAAGAACUCUGUGUACAUCUCGUCCUUGUACUUCACCAUGACCAGCCUCACGAGUGUGGGCUUCGGCAACAUCGCCCCCUCCACAGACAUCGAGAAGAUCUUCGCCGUGGCCAUCAUGAUGAUCGGCUCCCUCCUGUAUGCCACCAUCUUUGGGAAUGUGACGACCAUCUUUCAGCAGAUGUAUGCCAACACCAACCGCUACCACGAGAUGCUCAACAGCGUUCGUGACUUCCUCAAGCUCUACCAGGUGCCCAAGGGCCUGAGCGAGCGCGUCAUGGACUACAUCGUUUCCACCUGGUCCAUGUCCAGGGGCAUUGACACCGAGAAGGUCCUGCAGAUCUGCCCCAAGGACAUGCGUGCGGACAUCUGUGUGCACCUGAACCGCAGGGUGUUUAAGGAGCACCCUGCCUUCCGGCUGGCGAGCGACGGCUGCCUGCGGGCUCUGGCCAUGGAGUUCCAGACCGUGCACUGUGCGCCGGGCGACCUGAUCUACCACGCAGGCGAGAGCAUCGACAGCCUCUGCUUUGUGGUGUCCGGCUCACUGGAGGUGAUCCAGGAUGACGAGGUGGUGGCCAUCCUGGGGAAGGGGGAUGUGUUCGGAGAUGUGUUCUGGAAGGAGGCUGCUCUGGCCCAGUCGUGCGCCAAUGUCCGUGCCCUCACCUACUGCGACCUGCAUGUUAUCAAGCGCGAUGCACUGCAGAAGGUUCUGGAAUUCUACACUGCCUUCUCACACUCCUUCUCCCGAAACCUCGUGCUCACCUACAAUCUGCGGAAGCGGAUCGUGUUCCGCAAGAUCAGUGACGUGAAGCGGGAGGAGGAGGAGCGUAGGAAGCGCAAAGACGAGGCGCCCCUGGUGCUGCCCCCCGACCACCCGGUCCGCCGGCUCUUCCAGCGGUUUCGGCAGCAGAAGGAGGCCCGGCUAGCCGCCGAGCGCGGGGGCCGCGACCCCGAAGAUGUGGACGUGGAGAAGGGCGGCCGCACAGCCCCCGAGUCCUGCGUGGUGCAGGCCAGCGUGGUGACCGUGCGCGAGAGCCCCGCCACACCUGUGGCCUUCCAGGCUGCCCUGCCGGGCGCCUCCGACCAGGCCCGGCUGCAGGCACCGGGGGCUGAGGGCCUGGGCCCCAAGGCCGCCGGCGUGGAGGGCGCCAAGCGCCGGGGUUGGGCCCGCUUCCGGGACGCGGCAGGCGGGAGGGCUGAGGACUGGGACAAGGUGUCCAAGGCCGAGUCCAUGGAGACGUUGCGGGAGCGGGGCAAGGCCGCGUGCGAGGCCACGCUGAAGAAGACGGACUCGUGUGACAGCGGCAUCACCAGGAGCGACCUGCGCCUGGACAGUGUGGGCGAGGCCCGCAGCCCGCAGGACCGCAGCCCCGUGCUGCCCGAGGCCAAGCACCCCUUCUACCCCAUCCCCGAGCAGACGCUGCAGGCCGCCGUGCUGGAGGUGAAGCUGGAGCUCAAGGAGGACCUGCAGGCGCUGGGCGCACAGGUGGCCCGGCUGGAGCAGCAGCUGGGCCAGGUGCUGCGCCUGCUGGCUGCCCGCCGGCCCGCUCAGUCCCCACAGGAGCUCUUCGACGUCUCAGGGCCCCCAUCCCCGGCGGUGGCCGCAGAGGAGGACCAGGACGACUUCAGAGCCAGCUGAGGCUGGGACGAGCCGGGUGGCGCCCUGCGGUGUCCAGGGACUGCGGGCUGGGGAGGACAGUGUCUUGUGGCAUCCCUGGGCCUUGAGCUCAGGUCCUGCUGAGCAGAAACCGCCCCGGGUCAGGGGGGCUUGGGUAUGUAACAGGCAUUGACUCACGUAGGUACAUACGUGUAAAUACUCAUGUACAUACGUGUAUACUCAUGUACGUGCACACAUGUGCACUCGUGUAUGUACUCGAGAUGGCUCCUCAGCAGGCCCCCGGGCCCCCACAUGGCUCAGUUCUCCUCUGCACAGACUUUGGGGUGCUGGUAUUUGCCCCUGGGCUCCUUGGGUACUGGGCUCUGUUUGCAAUGUCCCCCUUUCCUUGGGGCUCAGGGCCCUUGGGGAGAAAA